Messenger RNA from Neolamprologus brichardi, 3886 nucleotides. RefSeq names its product beta-2 adrenergic receptor-like. Lineage: Eukaryota; Metazoa; Chordata; Actinopteri; Cichliformes; Cichlidae. The record is from RefSeq and is a predicted model, not a curated record. Gene Ontology annotation, molecular function: norepinephrine binding; beta2-adrenergic receptor activity. Gene Ontology annotation, biological process: positive regulation of MAPK cascade; norepinephrine-epinephrine-mediated vasodilation involved in regulation of systemic arterial blood pressure; adenylate cyclase-activating adrenergic receptor signaling pathway. Gene Ontology annotation, cellular component: plasma membrane.
UGCUUGAGACCUGAAAGUGUUUAUACAUGUGUGGGAACAGAAACAGGGAGCGAGACAGAGCAUGCGCGUGUGUGUUUGUCUGUGCAUGUCAGUCGCACACUAACUCCUGAAAUUAACAACUCAGCAAAAAAUGAAGAAAAAGCUGCUGGCAGACACUUUAUUAUGAAUCUUUGUGUGGUGGAUUUAAAAGCUUCUGGAGUAUGAAAUCACUGGACUGAAGAAGAGGACAAAGUCUGGAGAUCAUGGGAGGUGUGAGUACUGUGUUAGCACAGACUAACCAUUCACAGCACAGUAACUUCACCCAGGUCUCCAAUUCUUCUAGACCAGAGUACAGCGAUGCAGAACUCGUGCUGCUUGGUGUUGCUAUGGCCAUUCUGGUCCUGGCUAUAGUUUUCGGAAACGUGUUGGUGAUUACCGCCAUCCUGCGGUUUCAGCGGCUCCAGACUGUCACCAAUCUUUUCAUUGCCUCAUUGGCUGUUGCUGACCUCAUCAUGGGUGUGGUUGUGGUCCCCGUUGGCUCUAUCUCCAUCCUGCGGGGAGUCUGGCAGUUCGGAAAUUUCAUGUGUGAUUUCUGGACAGCGACCGAUGUGCUAUGCGUGACUGCCAGCAUUGAAACGCUUUGUGUGAUCGCACUGGACCGCUACCUUGCCAUCACCUCACCGCUCCGCUACCCAACGCUGCUCACCAGGGGUCGAGCUGUUGCAGUGGUGCUUGCAGUUUGGGUGGUGGCCUCCCUCAUCUCCUUCCUACCCAUACAUCUGAAGAUGUCGGUGUCACGUGAUCCCAGAGCUCUCCAAUGUCUGGAAGAUGAAAACUGCUGUGAGUUCAACACGAAUACGGCAUACGCAGUGACUUCUUCAAUUGUAUCAUUCUACCUGCCACUGGUGGUGAUGAUUUUCCUGUACACCCGCGUGUUCCAGGAGGCUCAGAAACAGCUGGAGAAGAUCCGAGGAAGGGAAAGACAUAUGUAUAACUUGCAUUGCGCUUCACAGUUUGCUUAUCCUGAUGAUAGCCCUGCAUUAAAUCAAAGCAGGACAGGAACUGAGGUGGGAGAAGAAGCAGGAGAUGAUAGUCUAAAUAUGCAAAACCCAAGUAUAGACACUGGUAAAGAAGAAAAGGGGAAAGAGAGCAGAUUGAGGACAGACAAAGGGGACGGAAAACAUUCCGCCACAAAGCGUCUUAAGUUUUCUCUUAAAGAGCAUAAAGCUGUAAAAACUCUGGGUAUCAUCAUGGGAACUUUCACACUGUGUUGGCUACCAUUCUUCAUCCUCAACAUCCUCAGAGACAUACUCAGCCUGGAAAACAUUGAGGUACCCUUUAGACUCCUCAAUUGGCUUGGAUAUUCCAACUCAGCCUUCAACCCUCUCAUCUACUGUCGCAGCCCCGAUUUCAGGCACGCCUUCCAGGAGAUACUCCGUUUGAGGAGUAAGGGAAGACAGUGGAGCAUAAGGAGACUAUUGGGACUAUGCAGCGAGAACAGCGGUUAUCCCCCACAAAGGCUGAAUGGGAACUCAGCUCCUACUGAUGUUACAGAACUUGACAUUCAGCAUUCUAGAUGGAAGGGCAGUGUGGAGAGUUCAAUUCAAGGCAGCUCACUGAAUCUAGCUCCUCCAUCUUCUUGCUCUGAGCAAGUUUUAGAUGUAGCUCCAGGAUCCUUGACCAACGGGCAGGCAAACCGUUCUGCCACCUGGAGCUGUAAGGACAGUCUGAGUUCAAUAGCUUGACCAAUUAGAGCAUUAGGAUUCCCAUUGUGUGUGCAGUAAGCACCGAUUUGUUGAAGUUAAUAAUGUUGGUGUUUGAGAGUUGAGUAACUCAACCUUUUGGUCUUUUAUAAGGCCACAUUGUCAGCAUUUUUAUUUAUGAUCCAGGGUCCGAUUUUUCCUCAUAAUGGCGUGAAUCAAGAAGGCAGCUACAUGGGCAAACCAUAUUCAGCAGUGUCUCCUUUCAAACAGGUAUGAAGUUUGUCUCGAUCAUGAAGGCAUCAUGCUGUAGCUUAUUUAACAAAAAAAAGGGCAGUUUUUUGGCUCACGAGCUAUAAACACAGGAAAAGUUUGCAAAGCAGCGCCUUGAAAAAAAACUCACAAAGUGACAUCAAACAUUAUCAACUUCCUCAAAUUGGAAUUACUACAGGGAUGAUAUUGGUACCAAAUAAAACAUGUUUUAAAAGUACUAAAAUAUCAUGCAUGCUACUUCAUUCCAAAAUGCUCCUCGACUAAAGGCAUGAGAUUACCUGUUGCUUAAAAACAGAAGAGGAGUGAGCCGUCGGCGAGAAGGUUGCUGCUUCAAAACACUGCACAUUGUCAAAAAGAUCAUUGUCCUCAUAAUAAGAGUGCAGCACAGCAGCAUUAGAAUGUACUGGAGAGUCAGAACAUUAAAGACUUAAACGUUUGGACUUUCAACUACUGUUGAUCAUUAACAGCCCCUGAGUUAUCAGGUGGGAUGAAUAAGAUUCGCAUCAGUAGAUGUACCUCUACACCUCCCAAAGCUAAUAUUUAUUUAAGAAUCAAUGUCAAAAUCCUACAUUGCCUUGUUCUUGAGUUAUCUCAUUCACAAGAUUUCCUGAAAACUUGACCUCUGAGGUCAAGGUCACUGAGAUUCUGACUCGUUCGAGAUUUUUAUCAAUUUGAAUAUCCUGCGUCGCCUCGUUCUCGAGUUAUCUCCAUCACAAACUUGAGUGUCUACCUUGCCCGCCCACUUGCCAGGGUUACGAUAAUACUCAAUCAGGUUUAUACAGCUGAAGGGUAAAAAUGAAUUUUAGAAUAAGUAAAAGUGUUUUGACAGAACAUAAUGUGUUCUUGCAAAAUACCAUCAAAAUACCAGAUGAGGACUACCUGUCUUGAAAAGCUGCCACAGUAAUGGAGCCUUUUAAGUCAAAAACGAUGGUUUCUUACAUUGUUCCACAAAGGAUUAAAUGUGAAAUUUAAAUAAUAUUUGCAGUUAAAAUAAACGUUUUUUUUCUCAGAAACCAAAGUUUAUGUAUAAUAUCAAGAUAAACUCUCCGUGAACCAGAACCCAACAGGACUGAGAUAAGAAACUACAUGUUUGCCCAGUGGCCAAAGGUUUUAUUUGAAACAGGGAGUAUAUUUUAAGGCUCGCAGUUUGCCUGUUUUCUCCAUUCCUUCUAACAAAACUCACAACUGGUCUGUAGUUAUUUGGUGGUGUAUAACUGUGUAUCAGAUAAACAUGUGAGACCCAAACUUGUGACUGUCAUAAGUGUCCUCCCCAUGUGUUGGCUUCCUUUCAUCACGUAUUCCCUUAAAGUAUAUCCCCCACUUUGUCCCUCCACCAACAACACCAUGAACCCACGCUUUCCCCCUGUCUGCUUUUGCUCUGUUAUAAGUAUGAAGGGUGCACUCUGUCACAAGAGCUGGGAGAUCUUUUUUUAUGUAGUUGGAUCUGGUUCAAUAACAUUGUCUGUUACACUCCCUGUAAAAACAUACCAAUCAGGUUACACAUAUUUUAAGUGCUUACUUUAUACAUUGCUCUCAGCAGAAGCUUUGCAGAAACAAAAAAAUUGUUUGGAUUAGUCUUUAUUUCACCAUUUCCUAAAUUCAAAGUGAUGAUAAUAAAUUUGUCCAAAUACGAAGUAGAGCAAGUCAGACUGAAAAUGAUCUCUCUUGUUCAUCUUUUAUGUGCACAAAUAAUUAUUUGAUAUGUGAUUUUUUUUUUAAAUACUCUUGAACAAUGUCAGUUACUGUAAAUAUCACCUGCAUGUAUCUGUCUCAGUGUACAGUAUGUUUACAGUAUGUGAAAAUGAGUAUUUUUGCAAUGUAAAGCUCAAAACAUCCACAGUUGUUGAAAUUUGGUUUACCUUUCAGGUGGGUGUUGUUUUUUGCAUUGGGGUUCAAGUUCAUUAAGUUAUGGGAAAUAAAACAGGUAGAAUAAC